Messenger RNA from Bradysia coprophila, 1506 nucleotides. RefSeq lists its product as uncharacterized. Lineage: Eukaryota; Metazoa; Arthropoda; Insecta; Diptera; Sciaridae. The record is from RefSeq and is a predicted model, not a curated record.
UCACAGGUGCAAGGUGGAUAUGACUAUCCAGUACCAACAAUAGGACUACCUGAACCAAAUAAUAAUUAUAUUCCUCCGUCAGUGAGUACCGAUGUUUCACAGUCACAAGGUGGCUAUUACUAUCCAGAACCAACUGUGAGACUACCUGAACCAGAUAAGAAUUAUAUUCCACCGUCAGUGAGCGCCGAUGUGUCACAUUUACAAGAUGGCUAUUACUAUCCAGUACCAACUGUAAGACUACCUGACCCCGAUAAGAAUUAUAUUCCUCCGUCAGUGAGUACCGAUAUUUUACAGUCACCAGGUGGCUAUUACUAUCCAGAGCCGACUGUGCAAGGUGGAUAUGACUAUCCAGUACCAACAAUAGGACUACCUGAACCAGAUGAGAAUUAUAUUCCUCCGUCAGUGAGUACCGAUGUUUCACAGUCACAAGGUGGCUAUUACUAUCCAGAACCAACUGUGAGACUACCUGAACCAGAUAAGAAUUAUAUUCCACCGUCAGUGAGCGCCGAUGUGUCACAUUUACAAGAUGGCUAUUACUAUCUAGUACCAACUGUAAGACUACCUGACCCCGAUAAGAAUUAUAUUCCUCCGUCAGUGAGUACCGAUAUUUUACAGUCACCAGGUGGCUAUUACUAUCCAGAGCCGACUGUGCAAGGUGGAUAUGACUAUCCAGUACCAACAAUAGGACUACCUGAACCAGAUGAGAAUUAUAUUCCUCCGUCAGUGAGUACCGAUGUUUCACAGUCACAAGGUGGCUAUUACUAUCCAGAACCAACUGUGAGACUACCUGAACCAGAUAAGAAUUAUAUUCCACCGUCAGGGAGCGCCGAUGUGUCACAGUCACAAGGUGGCUAUUACUAUCCAGAACCAACUGUAACACUACCUGAGCCCGAUAAUAAUUAUAUUCCUCCGUCAGUGAGUACCGAUAAUUCACAGUCACAAGGUGGCUAUUACUAUCCAGAACCAACUGUGAGACUACCUCAACCAGAUAAGAAUUAUAUUCCACCGUCAGUGAGCGCCGAUGUGUCACAGUCACAAGGUGGCUAUUACUAUCCAAAACCACCUAUACGACUACCUGAACCCGAGAAGAAUUAUAUUCCUCCGUCAGUUGAAUGCUCACCAGAAAGUUUCUAUCAGAAUCCAAACUGUCUUCGAGAAUAUCUGUCUUCUACACUAAAAUGUCCAUCCGAUACUUUCGGCCAAUAUCCAAAUUGUCAACGAAUACCUCCACCACCUCCACCUGAAUGUCCACCUGGAUUAUUCGGACAAUAUCCUCACUGUGAACGACCAGCUCUAUCUCCGGGUCCAUCGUUGGAAUUCCCUGGGUCACAAGGAUCACAAGGUUUUCCAACACGUCCAGAGGAAGGAGCCGGUAUAAAUCAAAAGUGUUUGCUUUCCUGUGUUGGUUAAUAACAAACAUUUAUCUCCUAUACGUCUUUGUCAGCUAUGGAUUUCCUAAAUCAACACAUCCUUCAACGGCAACACAACCAAUUUCUUGAUUGCUAG